This is a messenger RNA of Panonychus citri (citrus red mite), 798 nucleotides long. RefSeq lists its product as uncharacterized. The coding region runs from base 197 to 655 and encodes 152 amino acids. The transcript is spliced from 2 exons. The record is from RefSeq and is a predicted model, not a curated record. Lineage: Eukaryota; Metazoa; Arthropoda; Arachnida; Trombidiformes; Tetranychidae.
CAAAUGUUAUUUUCACAAAAGUCGCUAUUCAAAUAGACUUUGUUUUGGUUCAAAAAUGUGAGAAUUUGUUUUCCAACAAUCAGUUAAUUGUAAUUUUAUUUCGUUUUUAACACAAUUUACUAUUAAUUUAACCGGUGAACAUUUACCUUUACUAAUUUAAUUUUGACUUGUAAAAGUCAGUAAUUAGUUAAUCGUAAUGUCUGAUACUGGCAAUAAUCCAAGUCGUUCUAGGAAAAUAUUCAAUGUAGCUUUAACUCUUAUACAACCACCCGAACCUCGAUUCGACAAAGAAUGGCCGAAAAAACCACCUUUCUGGCAAAUCUAUGGAACUCCGGUCACUAAGAUUUAUUGGAAAAUGAUCCUAGGGUUUGGUGCUUUUUCUGCUUUUCUGAUGGGUGCAACGGCUUAUAUUCAACCCAAGGUUAGCUUAGGAAUUUUCGAUCGAUAUUUUCUUCCGGAAAUGUUUUACACUGGUGAGCAAAAGGAAAAAUGGAUUGAACAACAAUAUGAAAGGUUAGCUUUUCCGCCGAUAACAUAUGAUUCCUACACUCGAGAUGGAUCAUUCGAAGAGACCACAAAACAAUAUCGAGAAAGAUUGGAAUCUCUAGACACAGCCUUGAAUUCACAGAAAGUUUUCCGAUCCGCUGCUUUAUAAAUUGAUAAAAUUGUUCUAGAAACUGUUAAUUCUUAUGUAUAAUAAUACUAUAAUUAGUCUUGUAAGCAUCUUGAUAAAUAAUCACAUGGAAAAUUGUUCAAUCAUUUGAAUAGCCAUUCAGUUGAUUUUACAAUGAAAAUCAA